AUGAGCUACGACCCCAGGUAUCCACUCCCACAAGUGUUCCUCGUGGAUGGAGGAGACAGUUCGGUGCAUCCUGCCCAGCCUCCGAAUCUUGUGCCCUGCUGGUCGGCCCUCCCUGCCCAGGAGAAGGUGAGGAGCCAUGAAAGGAGAGGGGGCUUCAUGGGCAUCAGCCCCUGUUUGACUUUGAUGGUCCUGCUGCUGUUCCUGCUGGUGUUUGCGGCCCUUGGCUUUGAGGCCUAUCAGAUUUAUGGCAUGCAAACAGAACUGAGACAGAUGAGCCAGGGUACAGCUGUGACAGAGUUCAAUAUGCCUCAAAAGCAAAUAGGUCUCUAUGAACCUAAGCUGCAUGAAGAAGACAAAGACGACAGACCUGCAGCACAUGUGAUUGGGCAGAUUGAGAAAGAGGUGUUCCAUAAGACUUUGCGAUGGGAACCGAAGGUGGGUCGGGCCUUCUUAUCUGGAGGAGUGACCUACCAGGUUGAGGAUGGCGGCCUGCGGGUCAACGAGAGCGGCUUAUAUCAUGUCUACUCACGGGUGGAGUUGAUCUUUAAGAGCUGCUCCUCCAAGUCCUCGUAUGAGCACUCCGUGUUUGUGAGGAGAACGGGACACUUGUCACCCCUCACCCUGAUGGAGGCCCACAGAAUCGACUUCUGCCCUCAGCAGCGGGAGCACUCCUGGACCUCUGACAGCUUCCUGGCCUCUGCCCUGAAACUGAAGAAAUACGACAGAGUGUUUGUAAAUGUAUCACACCCCAGUUAUCUCAGCCAUGCACAUUAUGCCAACUUCUUUGGUCUCUACAAGAUAUGA
Paralichthys olivaceus (Japanese flounder) is the source of this 804-nucleotide messenger RNA. It is a transcript of the gene faslg, whose product is annotated as Fas ligand (TNF superfamily, member 6). NCBI's taxonomy places the organism in Eukaryota, Metazoa, Chordata, Actinopteri, Pleuronectiformes, Paralichthyidae. Gene Ontology annotation, biological process: extrinsic apoptotic signaling pathway via death domain receptors; positive regulation of canonical NF-kappaB signal transduction; immune response. Gene Ontology annotation, cellular component: membrane. Gene Ontology annotation, molecular function: tumor necrosis factor receptor binding. The record is from RefSeq and is a predicted model, not a curated record.